This is a messenger RNA of Columba livia (rock pigeon), 1429 nucleotides long. Its product is annotated as platelet factor 4. The record is from RefSeq and is a predicted model, not a curated record. Gene Ontology annotation, molecular function: chemokine activity. NCBI's taxonomy places the organism in Eukaryota, Metazoa, Chordata, Aves, Columbiformes, Columbidae. Gene Ontology annotation, biological process: chemotaxis; immune response; defense response. The coding region runs from base 731 to 1093 and encodes 120 amino acids. Gene Ontology annotation, cellular component: extracellular region. The transcript has 4 exons.
AAAAUACCACUUUAAACAAACAUGCCAGUCUCUGGCUGCCUUGAUUGAUAUGUCAGACUCUGAGGAGGAGGAGAGGGCACCUUGCUGUAAAGCUCCUUGGGAGUCUGGUGGUCAUGUUUGCCUAACUAAGUUAUCCAAAUUGUGAGUCAUUCGGCUCAGGCAACUAGAACGUGCCUUCAGGAGACUGCCCCCUCGGCACGGAGGGGAGAUGUGCUUGCACAUUGGUAUCUUUGUUGUAUUUCUGGACUUUGUGGCAUUUUUGGCACCUUUUUUCUCCUUGGGUACAAGCAUUCAAGCUCAUGCGACUCCUUCCAUACCUCAGCACUCCUGUGGGUCCAAUGCCCUUUUCCAGUCACCCAGCUUGCGGUGCAAUUGCUGAACCCUGAGCUGCCGCCCCACACUCCAUGCCUGGCCUCUCGCCGGCUCCGCCGUGCUGCGGGACGAGCGAGGGAUGCAAUCCCGCCGCUCAGAUUUACCACCUUCUCUUUCACACCAUUGCCUAAGUCUCAUUAAGCGCUGGAGCAUUCUGACUGGCGUCACAACGUCCUCUUUCUGUUGUGGGGAUGCAAUGAGAGCAUCAAGGCCAUGUUGAUGGGCACAUCUUGCUUAUAACACCCCGUCUUGCAAUUUAUUGCCUCGUUCCCUGUCGCAGCCUGACUUCGUUUUAACUCAUGGUGGACUUGCUCCUGUGCCGGGGCAGGUUUAGCCCUCGCCAUCGCAUGAAUUUCCUAUGCAAAUGGCUAACGGUGAUGCUCGCCCAGCGGCACCUGCAGCGUCUAGACCGGUUCCUUCGCUUGCACCCACAUGCAAAUUUGUGGAGAAGGAGCUGAGACCCACAGCCGAGUUGCCGACACCGCCGCUUUCUGCCAUCCUGGAGGUGAACGGAAACCUGAGCUGUAGGUGUGUCAAGACGACUUCGGACUACAUCAGUCCGAAGAGAUACGAAAGCAUCGAGAUAAGGCCCGUGGGAAGCACCUGCAGACGGCCGGAGAUCAUAAUUAAGUUAAGGCCCUCGGGGAAGGUGUGUGUGAACCCCGACGCCCCCUGGGUGAAGAAGCUGCUGAAGCGCAUCGCCAGCACGAAGAAAAGAUAAGUUUCCCGCUAAGGAAGUUGUGUCCGGGAGCCCCGCGCCGGCGGGGUGCCAGCCCGGCUGCUCACGCCUGGCCCCGCGUCCCUCCCCGAAGCCCCGCGGUGGGUUCCGGGGGUGUCCCCGGAUCAGCGUGAUCGUGAACGUUUAUUUACUCACCUCUAGAUUUCACAGUGUUUUUCUGUGGGGGCUGCUGCCGUCCCUGCUGGAAUGACAUUGUGACUGGUUUUGGCAUGAAACACUCAUCAACAGAGCGUGUGUCCGGGCUUUUAAUUACACCACGUGGCGUGGUCUGUCCUGAGAGCUCAAGUCAAAUAAAACCUGGGUUUUUUUGCUGUUGUA